UUAUUAAAACUAAACUGCUGAAGUAAAAAUGGCAGGCUCUGAUGAUGUUCAUCCUCCUAAUAGGUCCAUUAGUCUGCCGUCUAGAAUUCACCCCAGUUGUGUUAAGUUAGAAUCAAGAUUAAACCAGCUUAAAGCCUGGAAAAUUCCUUCAACUACAGCUAGCGCCGAUGCAAUCCAAAACAGCCUUGUUGGUAUUGCAGAAUUGUACAAUUGAAUUGAAGAAUUCAUCAACUCCCCACAAGCACAACAAGCUCUUCUUCGCCAUCGAAAUGGGAAACUGGUGGAAGAAGCUUUAGAUGGAUCAGUCACAUUGCUGGACACUUGUGGCACAGCGAGAGACGUAUUACUGACAAUGAAGCAACACGUGCAAACUCUUCAAUCUGCUCUGCGGAGAAGAGAUGGAGACUCAAGCAUUGAAAGCCACAUUGCAGCCUAUUUUAGCUUCAAAAAGAAGGGGAAAAAGGCCAUUGCAAAAUGCCUCGCAGAGUUGAAGAAAUUGGAAAGCAAAGCUUGCAUGUCUUCUGACUAUUCUUCAGUCUUAGAAGCUGAUCAUCAUCUAUCAUUUAUAAUCAAAGUUUUACAAGAAACAAGCGCCAUUAACAUCUCCAUUUUUCGAACCCUUCUGCUAUUCUUGUCCACGCCAACUAUGGUUACAAAGCUAGCUGGGUGGCCAUUGAUCUCAAAGUUAGUCUCCAUGAGACUAUUAACUUCUGAUCAGAAAGAGCAAAAGUUGAUUAAUGAAGUAGAGAAUGUGGAUGUUGCUCUUUACUCUCUACAGCGGACGAGCAAUGGGAAGAAAAUCCAAUCACAGAUGGCUCAAAGAUUGUUAGAGACUCUUAAUUUUAGUGUUGAAGCGCUUGAAGGUGGAUUAGAAUCCAUUUUCAGAUGUGUAGUCCAAAAUAGAGUCUCUUUCCUUAAUCUCCUCACAAAUUAGUACUGUAAAUGAGACCAAACUGGCCAUGGCAUCCGCAUUUUACAGGACUGCCAUUGUUCCAAAUAUGUGCUUCUAAUGCUGGAACAACUUAUUCAUCAAACAAAGCAUUAAGUGCCAACUGAAAGUAACUUUAU
Molecule: messenger RNA, 1068 nt
Organism: Mangifera indica (mango)
Lineage: Eukaryota; Viridiplantae; Streptophyta; Magnoliopsida; Sapindales; Anacardiaceae
Exons: 1
Coding region: 353-934 (193 amino acids)
Biological process (GO): shoot system development; root development
Source: RefSeq, a predicted model, not a curated record